Molecule: messenger RNA, 910 nt
Organism: Vigna umbellata (rice bean)
Lineage: Eukaryota; Viridiplantae; Streptophyta; Magnoliopsida; Fabales; Fabaceae
Source: RefSeq, a predicted model, not a curated record
AUGGUUUGGUUUCAAAUCUCAAACCAAGAUGAAUCUCUAAUUCCUCAAAGGAAUAUGAAUGUGAAAAUGAAAAAUGUUUCUGUAAAGAAAAGCGCUCUUCAAAGUACAGAAUCUCAUGUUUCUCGCAACAUAAACCACCAUAUGAUACUUCUGCAACUACCCUCAGAGGCAUAUGUAUUGGCAAAAUCAUCCUUACAGGAAAUGGAAUUACUUGAAGACAUUUAUAAAAUUGCCUCAGGAAAAAGGCGGGAUUUCUAUACAAAAUUCUCUUUUGAUCCAAAUACUCUUCCAGUCAUAAAGAGGAAGCUUUCCUGCAUAUUCUCAUACAUCAAUCAUCUGAUAAGUUCAAAAUCAGCCGAUUCCUUUGAUGUGUUCACUGCAAAGGGCCAUAAAAUCCCCCAACUCCUGCGACAUAAAUUUUCAAUAAUUUUUGCUUGUUUUUAAUUAGAUAGAAGGCUACCCCCUGAAAAAUUUCUUCGUCUCAUAGUUUUUUACGUGCUGGUGCUUACGCUUUUCGCUGAUAACUUCAAAACUUACUGCACAGAUAUUGCAAAGGAUCUGAGCAUGAAUGUUUUGGCCGUGAGACAAGCCUAUGAGCAUUGGUUUGCAAACUUAUCCGUCAAAAAGCUCUCUUAACGGUUUGUGUGCUACUCUUUCUUCCCUCUUACAUUUCCUCCUGAGUUAAAGCAAAAAAAGAGGAAGAGGUAGAUGCAUCACUGUGAUCUUGUGCGAGCUCUUUGAUCCGUGGCAUGGGAGAAAACAACCAUUGUACUGAGAGAACAAAACAUCGACACUAACUCUCCCAUUAACUGGCCACGCCAUUUCCUUGAUCUCACAAGCACCUUUACUAUUUUCACAACGAAUUUUAUAGCUGAUGAACUUGAAAUUUCAGUUCUAUGUCCGCCUGGAA